Ctenocephalides felis (cat flea) is the source of this 1372-nucleotide messenger RNA. Its product is annotated as venom carboxylesterase-6-like. The record is from RefSeq and is a predicted model, not a curated record. The coding region runs from base 173 to 1372 and encodes 399 amino acids. The transcript has 7 exons. Lineage: Eukaryota; Metazoa; Arthropoda; Insecta; Siphonaptera; Pulicidae.
AGUUUUACUACUAUGUUCAAUAUUGUAUUCAGUUGAAGGGCUUAAAUGGGCCCUUGAAUAUAAAGGACAAGGUUGGAAUGAUUAUAAAUGUAAUGUAGCUGUUCGGCAUAGGGUUAUUGAAGGAAAAUAUAGAACAUAUGUUCAUGAUCAUGGUCACCAUUAUUGUGCCUAUAUGGGCAUACCAUAUGCGAAACCGCCUACUGGACAUCGCAGAUUUUUGGCUCCUCAAGAAUAUAAAGAUAGACUCAAAAGACAUUACAAGCAUUUAGGAAGUAUGUGUAUGCAAAAAAGUAAUGGAGUUAUAGAAGGAAGUGAAGAUUGUCUAUUUCUAAACGUCUAUACUCCAUUCCAUUUAAAGAAAAAACAGAAGCAAUGCAGAAAAAAGUAUCCUGUAAUGUUUUGGAUUCAUGGAGGAUCUUUCAAUACUGGAUCAGGGGAUUAUAAUUUAUAUGGACCAGAUUACUUGGUUAGACAAGGAGUCAUAUUAGUCACCUUCAACUAUAGAUUGGGAGUUCUUGGAUUUUUAUCAAAUCCUGAUUGGGGCAUCAAGGGAAAUAUGGGCUUGCAAGAUCAGAUAAUGGCACUAAAAUGGGUGAAUGAAAACAUUGAAGCUUUCGGAGGAGAUAAAAACAGAAUCACCAUCUUUGGAGAAUCUGCAGGUGCGGCUAGUGUUCACUAUUUGAUGAUGGACAAUUCAACUGAAAAACUGUAUCAAAGAGCUAUUUUGCAAAGUGGAAGCCUUCUCAAUCCAUGGGCAAGGCAGUUCAACACAACCCAGAGAUUCAGAGACCUGCAAAACCUAACCAAUCUCAGUAAAGACAAUAAAAACACCAUUGAAGCUAAAAAAUUAGUGACGGCUGCUGUGGACAAAGUUCCAAAUGAAGUAGAUAAUAUACAUGGCACCAACCCUGUAUUUAAUCCCAUAUUCCAAACAUAUAUGACAUGGGAAAAACGUGAAGAUUCAAUUCGAGAUUUUGUCAAAGACAUGUGGUUGGGCGUAAGUCACACUGAUGAUUUAGGUUAUUUAUUCGCAAUGUCACAAGAAUAUAACAUAGGCUGGUAUACAUUGAGAAUUUAUUCUGAAAUUCCAAAAGAAGCUCAAGAGACUCAUAAGAAGAUGAUUACGUUGUGGACGAACUUUGCUAAAACUGGAAAAAAACGUCCAAAACCACCUUAUGGUGACAUAAGUGAAAUUACAUGGAAUCCGUUCAAUAUAAAGGACCCUAAAUACCUAGAUAUGGCCAACGAAGGUUUUAACAUGAAAAAUUUCGAGGAGCAACAGCGAAUGGAACCUUGGAAUGAACUUCAUGCGGAGUAUCAUAGAUACAUACUAGAUUUAGAAGAAAAACGCAAGUUAAAAGAAAAAAAAUAA